CCCGGUGUCCCCGCCCCCGUACCCCACGCCGGGUGCCCGGCGCCCCGCAGCGGUCGGGCAGGUCGCGCAGCCUCUGCAGAGCCCGGGAAGCGCCCGGCCGAAGAGGAGGAGCCAGGGGCACCGAGCGGGUGGAGUCGGGAGCCCGAGAGCGGUGGAGGCGGAUUUCCUGGGCCCGGCUCGGUGGGGGCUACUAUGGCGUUUGGGAAGAGUCACCGGGAUCCCUAUGCGACCUCCGUGGGCCACCUCAUAGAAAAGGCUACAUUUGCUGGAGUUCAGACUGAAGAUUGGGGCCAGUUUAUGCACAUCUGUGACAUUAUUAACACUGCCCACGAUGGGCCAAAAGAUGCCAUAAAAGCUUUGAAGAAAAGGAUUUCCAAAAAUUAUAAUCAUAAAGAAAUCCAACUCACCUUGUCACUUAUUGACAUGUGUAUGCAGAACUGUGGUCCAAGUUUCCAAUCUCUGAUUGUGAAGAAGGAAUUCAUUAAAGAUAGUCUCGUUAAGCUGCUCAACCCCAGAUACAACUUGCCAUUAGACAUUCAGAAUAGAAUCUUGAAUUUCAUUAAGACUUGGUCUCAAGGUUUCCCAGGAGGUGUGGAUGUCAGCGAAGUGAAAGAAGUGUAUCUUGACCUUCUCAAGAAAGGUGUUCAGUUUCCUCCCUCAGAGGCAGAGGCUGAAACAGCGAGACAAGAGGCCACUCAGAUCUCCUCGAACCCAUCAACGUCUAUUCCUACGGCGCCAGCUCUUUCUUCUGUUAUUGUUCCCAAGAGCUCUACUCUCACACUGGUCCCAGAACAGAUUGGAAAGUUGCACAGUGAAUUGGAUAUGGUGAAAAUGAAUGUGAGCGUGAUGUCCGCCAUAUUGAUGGAGAAUGUUCCUGGGUCUGAAAACCGUGAAGACAUAAAGCUUCUACAGAAACUUUACAAGACAGGUCGGGAGAUGCAGGAGAGGAUCAUGGACCUGCUCAUAGUGGUGGAGAAUGAAGACGUUACCAUUGAGCUAAUUCAAGUGAAUGAGGAUUUGAAUAACGCCCUCCUUGGAUGUGAGAGAUUCACUCGGAACCAACAAAGGAUUUUGGAGCAGAAUAGGAACCAGAGGGAAGAUGCCAAUACUACCAGUGAACCUUCUGCCCCAUCCUGUGAUCUCUUGGACCUUAGGCUUAGUCCUCCAAUGCCUAGGGCCACUCUGGGAGAAAUCAACACCAUGAAUGCUCAGCUUUCAGACUUAAAUUUUAGCUCUCCAAGUCCUGCCGUAACAAACAACUUGAACCCCAGUCUUCGUCCACAGGUGGAUUUGCUAGCCUUGGAAAAUAUGGAAACACCCUUGUUUACCCAAAGGACCAGCCAAAACAUCACCUCAAGUCCUACAUAUGAAAGUUUUCCAGAAUAUUCAAAUUCAGUACUACAGCCAGUUAGUCUGCAGAACAUUCCAGCAACACUAUCAAGCCAGAGAUUGCCUUCCUUGCCCAGCAAUCAUCCAGCAUUGACAAAGAAUGAUCUCCAGCCACCCAAUUACUACGAGGUAAUGGAGUUUGAUCCCUUAGCUCCUGCUGUCACUACAGAAGCUGUUUAUGAAGAAAUUGAUGUUCAUCAGCAGAAAGGAGCUCAAAGUCAAAGUGACUGCUGAGGGGAAGGCGGAUGACCAGCUCACUAACUACAUUAAAGGUGCCAAUUCUCUAAAAGGUAGACCCUGUGAAACUUUGAGGCCCAGAAGACAAGACCUACCAGUACAUCAGAAGCUUAGUGGAACAUUUCUCCUCUGCAGUAAUGAAGCUUCACAGAAGAGUAAGAAUUCCACAGGAAUAUUUAUGCUUCCAGACCACAGUUUAAACUUUAUCUCAAAAGAACUUGGUUGUAUCAUAUAUUCACUUAAAACUUCAAUAGAAGAAAAAUCCAUUGUACUGAGGCCAACUAGUUUAAUGACAGCAGCUUCAGUUUCACAGGGCUUCCUACUUUUAGAAAAGAAAUCCUCACACAGCUGUGAUAAGAGUAGAUGAAGAUUAUUUUAUUACAAAAUAAUUAUGAAGACUAUUGAGUGCCUUCAUUUAACUAAGUUGAAUGUAAAAGUCAAUUUGUACUUUUUAUAAAUAAUACUUGUUUAGAAUUAUAACUUGUAAAAGCCUUCAUGAUUGUAGUUUACAUUUCAGAUACCUUGAAAAGGUCACUGGACUCUUUAUUGAAGUUGCCUUUAAAUACAAUUCUUUGUAAUACUGGAUGACCUCUAUUUGGAACAAACACUACUAGAAAAUAUUUAGAAUAAAUUGUGCAUUCAUUUAUGUCAUAAAUUACAAUGACAGAUUCCUAUUAAAACAAUACGUCUUUUUUUUUUUUUAAACAGAGUUUAUUCAUAGAACUUCUGAUAUGAGUCUUCACAAUUCCACACUUAUAACAUUCAGGGACUUGAACUAUCAAAGGAAAUGCUAUGAUCCUAGUUAAUAUAUUUGUGCAUUUUAUUUCAUUUCAUGAUGCCAAAAUCUCAGAAUAUAAAAUAGCCCUAGGGCCUAAAGGACAAACAGUCAAAUCUGAAGUCAGUAUGUUACCUCUAGGCAAGCUGUUAGGGCUCAGUGAUUCUUCUUCCAUCGUGAGCUUUUAAAGUAGUGACUAUUCACAAUAAAAGAAAAAAGUAGUAACCCGACUAUUUUAGAAAUAAUAAAAAUGGGCAGAAGACCUGGAGCCUAAAAUAGAUAACCCUAGGAAUAACAAAAAUAUUCACUGCUACAAGUAUGAAGGGCUAAUAAUCUGUAAGGGGAGCAAAUAGAAUUAAUCUGAACCAUCAAGUCCAUGCCUACAUAUUUAAGAAACAGGAGUUUCUCUUAUUAUUACUUAUCAAUAUUACUUUUAGUAUUACUUGUAUUACUCUAUGGCUUUGAAUAGUCAUACAUUCAAAUAGGCAUGUGGAUUCCUUAUGAUAGAAACCGUUCAAUUUUAAGUAGAGUAAAUUAGUUGAGAAAAAAAAAUACAGCAUUAAAUAAUAUUUAAAAUAGCUUCACAUUACUGUAGGAUAUUUCUCCCCUGAGAAGAGUAGAUACAUGAUUUUUCAAAAAUCACAAAUCUGAAGCAGGACUUAGGUGCUGACUUCAAUUAUAGCCUGGAACUGGCAACUGCUGUCCCUCCUUUGCUUCAAAAAAAGUGUAGGAAAGAGUGAUGAGAUCAACAUUCACCAUUCUUGGAUCUUCAGCAAAUUCAGGAUCAAUGUAGAAAAACACUGGCAUAUCAACUUCUUCUUGUGGAUUAAGCCUUUGUUCCUCAAAACAGAAGCACUAGAAGUUAUAGAAAGAUAUUUCUUUAAUUUCUUUUAGAAUAGAAAUAUUAAUAAUGGUCCAUUUUUUGGCUUUAGUGAGCAAUAUUAUAAGAAAAAUAAAUAUUAUCUAAGUUCUGAGACGAAAUGACAGUAUUUUUGAUUUUUGCUUUAAAUUGAGACUCAAUGGGCUCCCCCCUGCUCAGCAGGGAGUCUACUUCUCCCUCUGCCCUUCCCCUCGACUUUUGAGCAUGCACACACGCGCUCUCACUCAUAAAUAAAAUCUUAAAAAUUUCAAAAAAAAAAAAAAAAAAGA
Messenger RNA from Mustela lutreola (European mink), 3550 nucleotides. RefSeq names its product target of myb1 like 1 membrane trafficking protein (gene TOM1L1). The record is from RefSeq and is a predicted model, not a curated record. Gene Ontology annotation, cellular component: membrane; endosome. Gene Ontology annotation, molecular function: clathrin binding; phosphatidylinositol binding; ubiquitin binding. NCBI's taxonomy places the organism in Eukaryota, Metazoa, Chordata, Mammalia, Carnivora, Mustelidae. Bases 193 to 1623 code for a protein of 476 amino acids. Gene Ontology annotation, biological process: signal transduction. The transcript is spliced from 16 exons.